CCCAGCGAUCCAGCAGAUCCAGACGCAGAUCCACACAGGACGGCAGAGGGAUACUAUGGAUCCUUUCAACCAAUUCAAGCGCGAAGUCACGGGCUUCCCCAGCCUGGGAGUCGACGAGGACCGGGAAGAGCUGCGUGAACGCAAGCAAGUAGCGAUGUCGCUUACCAGAAACGGAGAGGCGGAGAAAGCCGGGGCCGAGUUCGCACCUGAGCAGCAGGCGGCAGGCAUACGAAUCAAGGAGGAAGAAGACAGCGGCGACGACGGUGCUGGUUAUGGCCACAGCAAUGGCAGAGAAGGGGCCGGCAACGUGGGCGCUGGAUAUCCGUGGCCCCCGGGCUGCGAAACCCGCGAUGUGGGCUGCGGCCGCAGCCCACGGCAGUUGGAGCUAGUGGAGCCGAAGCAGGAGGAGCACGAGCCCCCUGCCGCGGCUCCGGCUCCGGCUCCGGCUCCGGCUCCGGCUCAGGCUCCGGCUCUGGCUCCCGCUCCAGAAGGGAGGCAGCCGGUGGGCCCCCGCAUCGUGUUCACCCAGCUGCAGGUGCGCCAUCUGGAGAACGUGUUCAACUACACCCAGUAUCCCAGCACCACCAUGCGCCAGGAACUUUCGAGAUUCAUGAAUGUGCCUGUAGCCAGAGUGCAGGUUUGGUUUAAGAAUAGGAGGGCCAAGUUGAGAAGACAGCAGAGGGCACUGAGAUACAGAAACAUGCCCCCCAUGGCCAUGGCCCCCCCUUUCAACUUUAACGUGGGUGGACCCUACCGUGGCAUCUUCAAUCGGGGGCCAGAUUGUAUGUGGAUGCCUCAGGAGCCAAUGAUGCCGGGGCCACCUCGCCCGCCCAUGCCACCCUUUCCUCCUAUGUUCCUGCCUCCUCCUCCCUGGUUGCAUCCACCUUUCCCUCCCUGUGGCUGCCCUCCACUGUUUCGUCACUGUGGCUGCCCUCCACCUUUCCCUCGCUAUGGCUGUCCUCCUAUGGCCCAUCCUGGUGCGGUACCACCCAUGGCUCUUCCUUAAUCCUUUUCCCAAAGAAUGGGCUCUGUGGCAGUUUUUUUCCGAGGUGUUUUUGAGCCAGAUUCAAGUUUCUGUAUCUGUUGCCUUAACGAAUAGUUCAUUCAAUGUGUGCUGAAUGUAUUAAAGAGAAGUCAAAUUCACUGACCCUCUAUUUUAGGGCACUUUUUACAUUUUCAAUAAAGUUGUGAAUUCUCUACAAUUGUUUUUGCGUGUGGUGUGGGGUCAGUCAGUUGCAUGGGCAAUGCCAUUCAUAGGGAAAGGCGAGGACACCUGCUCUCACGCAGCACUGUCCCUGAGCCACCAUCGGCAGGCCAGGCACAUCCCCGAAGGUGCCCACGUUCCCGGGGCAGGGUUACAGAGACCCACCCUCUCCUCGGCCACCCCGUCCUCCCGCCCCGCGCGCAAGCCCGACCCCGCAGAGGUGCAGGACCGGUGGCGUCAGCCCCUAAGGAGGGACCGGCGGGCUUCCGGGCGGGGCUGGGCCCCAGUCGCCCCGAGGAGCUGGGGCCCAACCGAGCACUGGCAGGGAAACUCGGAAGGGGCUACUCACAGCUCCCGGAGAAGCGGCAGCCUGGUGUGCAUCUGGUGCUCUCCAAGUUGCGUCCGGCGCCUGCCCCGCGGGCGGACCAGACCGGGCCGCGCGGCCUUCCAGCGGGAGGGUCCGGCGCCUGCGGAGGCACCGCGAGGCGAGACCCCCUUCCAGGCCGGCGCUGGGCUCGCUCUCUCUCCCCUGUCCCCCACUCCCCAGGGGUGCAGGGCCCGGCAUCGCUCGGCCCCCAGCUCGCAGCUGCCGGGCACCUUUCCGCGAAAUCCUGCCUAUGGCCCGCCGUCCUCGCGUGCGGUCAUUUCAAGUCCGCAGCUGAGAAAGGACCUGGGUCUUUGUCCCCUCGGACUUGGGGUGGCGGAGGGGCUCCUGCGGAACCCAGACCGUGUACCUGGUGCCCGAUCGGGUUGUUUACACUGGCACACACAGCCCUUCUCGUUGCCAGGACGACCCCGGCCCCGGGGACGAGUUUUGCCGGUGCACCCAAAAUGUCUCCCCCCGUCCCCCAGGUUUGGGUUGUGGCGCCGCAGCGGGGUCUGUGAGCCGGGGCGUCGCAGAUCUCCCGGAUCUGAUAUCGGGGGCCACCACCCCCCCCACCCCCCCGCGGUGGGGAUGGUUCCAGGCCGUGGCCUCGGGUUGGCGGAAGCGUAGGCUCCCAUCGAGGCCGGUCCUCCGCCCCCCGCCCCUCCCCCAGCGCUGCGAAGCCGCAGGCUGUCUGCGUAGCCGCCGCCGUGACUCACCUUCUUCUUCCCUGCCGGGACCUGGACGGCCUGGGUCUGUAGCCGUGGGCCCUCCACCCAGGCUCCGCAAGCCCAUCCUACAUCUCCCCGGGCAGGUGUGUUUGCAGGAACAGUCUGGGCACCAUCGUCGUUUCUGACCCCAGGAUCCUUGCGUGUAAAUAGCAAUUUUUGAAACCACUUCUGCAGGAGGUGAGCCUUCAGGGCUGUGCCGAGAUGAAGAGGAGAAGGGAUAAGCCUCGCAGCUGGAAGAAAUGCUGAGCUCGCUGCCCGGAGGACACCACACCCCCCUGGGACUGCCUCGCAGAGACUGCGCUGCUGAGGCGGCCUAGAGAGGUUUCAGAUAUUUAGUGAUUCUGUGCAUUUAGAGGGGACAUAUUUCCUGGAUAAGUAGCAAAUUGUGCAGAUGUCUUCUGGAAGACCUUCGUUGUAAGCAGCUUUAUGGUGGAACAUUUCAUUUCGAAGUCUGCACCUUCUUCCUUCAGCUUGCCGUGAUCUACGUUCACAGAAUAGAACCUGUAUUGAUUAUUGCGACCCAGUUUGCUCCAGGUUUCUGGAUUGAAUAAAUAUCAGGCGCAAGACCUACAGCGCUGCCCCAGUACCUCUAGCUCCACUAAAUACGAAGAGAGGGAUCAGGCUUGGCUGCUUCUCGGAACAUCUUGGAAGAUCUGGCGGAACGUGGUGGUGGCAGACGCCUAGGGUCUGGAAGGAGGGAAGAACGAAUCUGCAAGGCGCAGGUGCCCAGAGAAUAGAUCUGAAGCCUUCUUGCUACACACGGAAAAGGUAACUGUGUGAGGUGACGGAUGCGUUCAAAUUAACUUAAUUGUGGUCAUCGUUUCACAGUGUCUACAUAUAUCAAAUCGUAUUGCACACUUUAAGUAUAUACAAUAUUAUUUGUCCAUUAUAAUUAAAGCUGGGAAAAAUUAAAAAUAGUGUCAGAUCCAUCCAUUGAUGGUUCUGUCGAGCUGAACUAUCUCUUUACUGCUUGUCUGCCUACUGGAUCUGUCAGCUACUAAUAGAGGGAGUGUUGAAAUCCCUCACAUUAAUAGUGGAUUGUCUAUUUCUGCAUUUUUAUCAGUUUUUGCCUCUUGUAUUUUGACGCUUUGUUGUAAAGUGCGUAUAUUUCGGAGAUUAUUGUGUCUUCUUGGAGAAUUGACUCCCUUGUUAUGUAAUACCCUCUUUACCCCUGCUAAGUUUCUUGUUCCAGUGCCUUUUUUUGUCUGAAAUUCACGUAGCUACUCCAGCUUUCUUUUGACUCGUGCCGGCUCGGUUCACCUUGCCCUACUCUUUUACUUUUAAUGCAUAUGUGUUUUUAUAUUUAAAUUGGGUUUCUUGUGGACAGCAUAUAGCCGGGUCUUGUUUUGCAUCUACCCUUAGGGUCUCUUCUUGCAAUUGGCGUAUCUAGACCACUCCCUUUUGAAGUGAUUACUGACACAGUUGGAUUUACAUCCACCAUGUUCGUGAAAAUUUUGUACCUGCUUCACUUAUUCUUUGUGUUCUUUUUAAUCUUCCUGUUUCUGCCCUCUCUUUUAAUUGAGCAUUUUUUAUUGUUCCAUUUUCUCUUCUCGCUCAGCGUAUCAGUUAUAUUUCUCUUUAACUUCUUGGUGGUUUCCCUAGACCUGGACUGCGCGACGUAAGUCUCCAACCAGUCCAGGUCCGCCUUCAGAUGACACUGCAGCGUGGGCGUAACGGACUUCGCAGCCUCUCACCCCAUCCCUUACUAACACUGCUACGUUUAUUGCACUAACCUACCUGCUAUCACCGCGCAGUAUGUUGUGGCCGGUAUUCCUUUGAACAGUCGUCCAUUAGAUUAAGUAAGACUAAGAAAAAUAAAAUACGCGAUUUUGAUCUUCACGUGUUCCUUCUGUGACCCCUUUCCUUUCGUUUACGUAGAUCCAAAUUUCUGACCAACGCCAUGUUCCUUCUCUCUGAAGAGCAGCUUUUAACGCUUACCCGCAACGACAGUUCUCUCAGUUCUGUUGCCUGAACGUUAUGGACUGAAUUGUGUUCCCCUCCAAAGUUGAUAUGUUGAAGCCGUGACUCCCAGCAUGACUGUAUUUGGAGACAGGGCCUUUAGAGAGGUGAUGAAUGUCCACCGUGGUGAUAAGGGUGGAGCCCGGCUGCAGUAUGACUGGCGUCCUCGUAAGAAAAGGAAGAGACGCCAGGGAUGGGCACUUACACAGAGGUAAGGCCAUGUGAGAAGACAGCCAUCUCCAAGCCAAGCGGAGAGGCCUCCGAAAAGGCAGCACUGAUCUUUGCACCUUGAUCAGAGCACCUUGAUCUUUGACUUUCAGGCUCCAGAACUGAGAGAAAAUAAUUUUGUUGUUUAAGCCCCCAAUUUGUGGUAUUUUGUUUUGGCGGCCCUAGCAGACUACUACACCAACAAAGUCUUUAUUUUCCCUUACUUCUGAAGGAUGGUUUUUCUCCUUGGUUGGUGGGUUUUUUUUUUUUUUUCCAACCCUUUAAAUAUUUCAUGCUACCCUCCUUGCUUGCAUGAUUUUUGAAGCAAGUCCGAUAGAAUUCUUACCUUUGUUCCCCUCUAGGUAAGAUGUUUUUCUUCUCUGACUUUUUAAAAGACUUUUCCCUGGCUUUAUGCAAUUUGAAUAUGAUCUGCCUAGGUGUGUGAGUGCGCGCGUGCCUGUCUGUGUACGUGUGCGUAUUGGCAUUUAUUCUGUUUGGCGUUCUAUGAGAUUCCUCGAUUUGUGCUGUGGUUUCCGUCACGGAUUUUAGAAAAAUCCCAGCCGUUAUUAUGUCAAAUAGUUGCUUUUUCUCUUUCUUCUGCUUUUGACAGUCUCCUUAUACAUGUGCUGUAUUUUGGUGAUUGCCUCACAGUUAAUAGAUAGUCUGUCCCAAUUUUUAUUAUUUUUUCUCUUUACAACUCAGUUUGGGAAGUUUCUAUUGACCUAUCUUCAAGUGCUCGGAUUCUAUCCCCAGCCCUUUCCGAUCACCUGACGCGUCCAUCAGAUGAUGUAGACUAUUUCUGUUAUAGUGUUUUCUGUUUCUAGUAUUUCCUUUAUAUUCUUUCUUAGGGUUUCUGUCUCUCCGUUAUUAUAUGUACACUAUCUGUUCUUGCAUGUUGUCCACUUUUUCCAUUAAAGCCCGUAGCACAUGAAUCCUACUUCUUUAGUUUCCCAUCUGAUGAUUUCACAAUCUCUGCCGUAUGUGACUGAACCUGGUUCUGACACCCACUUUGUCCCUUCAGAUCGUUUCUUCUUCCCUUGUGUCAUGCCAUGUAACUUUUGUUGUUGUUGAAAGCCAGUCAUGAAUUAUCAGGUGUUAGGGAGUAAAUUGGCCGUUCGUAUGAGAGUUAUUUUUAUCUGGCUAGGAGAUCUGCUGUAUUUACUCUUUUCUGUACCUGUAGUGUCAGAGGAUUCAGUUUCCACGAGUGUCUUUGUUUUUUGUCCCCCAGCAUCUUUCAUUUCCCUAGACAACCCUUCUUAAGUAGAAUCUGAGCCUUGGCGCUCUCUGAGCAGUAAUCCACUGCUAUUAGGCAGGAGCCCUGUUGAUGUUUGCUCAGGUCUGGACUGAGAAGCAUCCUGUAAUCCUGGGAUUAGGUCUCAGUCGUUCAGUGUACCUGUCCCCCUGGGCUGGGAUCUUCUCCGGUGUUUCUCAGCUUUUUUCCCCCACCUUAUGUGAAGAAGGAAGGCUAUAGGGGGCCUGAAGUUUGGGGAUUUCCCUCAUCCCAAGUCCAGGGAGGCUUCUCCCUUGCUGGGUAGGCCUUUCUUGUGGAGAAUGCUCUUGGCUUCUUUCAAAAUGGUUACCUCUCGCCUCUCCCUGGCCCAACAGGAGGCAAUUUUGCUCUGAUCGUUACCAAGAAAACCUGGUGAGGAUUCUAGAGGCAGACACCAUGAUGGUGGAGGGAAGGGCUACCUUAGAUGGCCCCCCUGCCAGGAGUUCUCUCAGACCAGUCCAUGCUCAGCACCCCCCCGCACCCCAGCAGGUCAGGGAAGCUGCCAUGUAAGUUACUGCCUCGGGUUUGCUGAGUUGCAUUCAUGGUAACCUGUGGUUUCUAGAAUCCCCAGCUCCUUCAGGUUUGGGGUGUGGUUUGUCCCAUGAGCUCAGUUCUGUGACAUAUCCAAAAAGAGUCACUGGUUCUGUUUUCCUCGUUGUGAAGGUGGGUGAUGAGUUGCAAGCACUUUACGUGUUCAAGUCGAGUCUUUCCUUUGCGUUUUAGAUGUUAUUUCCUUAGCUCUACGGACAUAUCUGGUAAAAGUCUUUAUCUAGUAAUCCCAUGCCUGUGCUUCCUUAGGGACAGUUCUCUUGAUUGCCCCCCGCCCCCCCCCCGCCAUACAUGGGCCAUACAUUCUAGAUUCUUCACGUGCCUCGUAAAAUUUUACUGAAAACUGGACAUUGUGAAUAUCAUAAUGUGGCAACUCUGGAAAUCAGAUUCCCCUCCUGGCAGGCUCCGUUGUCGCUGCCUGUUGUAGUUAUCGUUUAUUUAGGACUUCUCUGAAUUAAUUCUGCAAAGACUAUUUUUUGUAUAUGGCCACUGAAGGCUUAGCUUAGUUAGUGGUCGGCAAAUGGUGGACAGAGAUUUCCUUCAGUGCCUGGAACGCAUCAAUCUCCCGGUCAUUUCCGAGAGACUCAGUGUGUGUGUGUGGCUUUCAUCAUUCAGUCAGGCAGUUUACAAGUCUGUAGUAACCUUCACUAGCCUCAAGGUCAGCCAGGGUUGGGAAGUUAGGGCUUCCUCACACUUUCUUGAGCAUGCACAAUGCCCUAAACGUGUACUUGGCCUUCUAGAUUCCGAGGAAUAUGUCAGAACUUUUCGAAGCUCCUGUGGACUGUGGUGGCCCAACCGAUUCUGUUAAGCUUUGUGGUUAGUCUGGUAAACUUCCCUCAAAGGUUACCUUUCGCCUUAGGCAUCCCCCGCCCCAAACACUUUCCAGUGAAUGUUUUUGGCCAGUGCCCUCAAGAAGAGAUUUUUUUUUUUUUUUAGCAUUAGAGGAACUCCUAGUCAGUUCAGAUAAAGACGAGUCUUUGGAGGAAGGUCUUCCAGUGAUCCAUUAGGUUAAAUAAUGAAUAUUUGGGGGGAAUGAGGCUUUAAAAGAAGACCACUCUGCUCCUUCCUAUACUGAAAGGGAGUACACAUAAUCCUGUAGACUGUGGAUUAUAAUGGACCUGGGGGGUAGGAAGAAUGGGGAGUAAUUGCUAACAAGUCGGAUUUCUUCUGAGCAUGAAGAAACAUUCUGAAAUUAGCGUUGAUGAGUGGCACAGCCUUGUGAAUAUACUAAAAACCACUGAAUUAUGCACUUUAAGAUGAUGUGUGAAAUAUGUCAAUAUAAACAAGAAUUGAAGUUCUGAUACAUGGGUGAACCUUGAAAAUAUGACGCUGAGGGAAAGAAGCCACACAGAAUAGGCCUUAUAUUUUAUGAUCCCAUUUGUUAGGAAUGUCCAGAAUAUUGAAAUCCAUGGACAGAAAGUCGAUGAGUGGUUGCCAGUGGCUGGGGAAAGGGGAAGUGGUGAGUGAUUGCUAAUGGGUAUGAAGUUUCUUUUCGGGGUGAGGAAAAUGUUCUGGAAUCAGAUAGUGAGGAUUGAGGCACCAAUUUGCAGAUACAGUAUACUAAAAACCACUGAAUUGUACAUUUUAACAGGGUGAACAUCGUGGUAUAUGAAUUAUAUCAAUUAAAAAAUGUUCGUAAAGGAAAAUGUAAUGCCAUAGAGAGCAUAAAUGCGUUCAUGUAUUCAAAAAAUAUUUAUGGAGUAUGUACUGCUUAUCUGACCUGUCUAGGGACCAGGGACCAGGAAUUGAACAAAAGUCCUUCCCCUCAUGGCCUGGCAGGUGCAGUCUGAAGAGUGCGUGACUCUUCAUCUCGGGGUCGUGAGUUCGAGCCCUGCACUGGGUGUAGAGAUGAGUUAAAAAUAAAUCAAUAAAUAAACUUAAAAAAAGUCCUUCCCCUCCUGGACAGUAUAUUCUGGUAUUAGAAGAAAAGAAGUAAGAUAAAUAGCUAAGAACUAGGGUCUCGGGCAGUGCAAAGGGACAAAUAAAGCAGGGAAGGAAGAGUGGCGUCAUUAGAUUUUAGACCACCUGAAUAAGCAGAUGGCAUUUUAGCAAAGAUCCGAAGGGUGGUCACAAGGCGAGCCAUGAGAAUAUCUCAGGGAAGAGCCUUCCAGGCAGAGGGAGCAGCACGUGCAAAGGCCCUGAUGCGCCGCUGGGCGCGACAGUUGAGGAACAGCAGGGGGAGGAGUGUGGCUGGAGUGAAGAAGGUAAAAAGGGAGAAGGUAGGUGGAGUCGAAGCCAUAACAGUGGCGAAGGGGAGGGGCUCAGACUGCAUUGGUUCUUGCAGGCCACUGUCAGGAAUUAACCUUCAUCUUGCGCUCAGAGUGACCAGUGGGCUUUCCAGGGUCAGAAAUUCCCAUCUGUCCCUUUCGGAUGCUAUAGGAAGUUCCUUUUUUGGAACAGGCUCUCCCUCCUUGGGCCACUAAGCCCCACAGCGAGUGCCAGCGUGAACACUAUGUUUAACAGAGUAUCAGAGAUUUCUCGGGACAUGUACAGUGAUGAGAUAAUGCAGACACUGGAAAACAGGAUCGUGCUUUUCACCAUCAAAGACUGUCACAGUCUGAUUGUGGAAGUCAGGUGGGGCGCAGUGUUCACUUAUUCUAGCCGUCGAUAUCAUCUCCUAGGGUUUCUGUACUCGAAGCUUUUGAUAAAGCCAGAGGCUGUUUGCAUCUUGCCGGUUGACCGAGCUGACAUGCUCAGCUUCCUGACGCGAGCUCCCCGGUUUGCCUCUGGCCCGGUUGCACUUUGUGCAUUUACUUUGUGCUAUCCAUUUCGUCUCUCCGCGGGCUGUGAAUUUCCCCCGGGGGGUGAAGAAAGGGUUCUGGGAAUAGUGAGGACUGAUGCACAAAUUUGCAAAUCGACUAGAAACCCGUGCAUCGUACAUCGUAACAGGGUGAACAUCAUGGUAUGUGCAUUGUACCUCAAUAAGAAUGUUGUUUUUAAAAAGACAGAAUAAUGCCAUGGAGAGCAUAAAUCCGCUCAUAUAUUUUAAAAAUGCCUGUGGAGCGUUUACCGUUUACCUGCCAUUUAUUUCUAGGGACUGGGGACUGAGAACGGAAGGAAAAUGCUUUCCCCGGUAGGCCAUAUAUUCUGGUAUUAGAAGAAAAGCGGGGAGGUCGCUUUUCUUAACAAUAUCUCCGAUCGCUUCUGUGAGUGACUCUGAAGCACACUCAGGAGUCUCCAAUAAUUUGUUCUCUGGUUUCCUGAUGGUGCUUCACGUAUGAUCUAGUCCGUUGUUCCUGCUCACGAGGGUCCCAAAAGGCAACAAGUGAACUUCCCUCAAAGCAGACCAACGCGGUGAUGCUUUGUUCAGAAUUGCCAAAACCUGGAAGGAACCAAGAUGUCCUUCAGCAGGUGAACGGGUGAAUAAGCUGUGGUACGGCCAGACGGUGAAAUAUUAUUUAGCAUUAAAAAGAAACGAGCUACCAAACCGUGAGAAGACAUGGACGAACCUUAAAUGCAUUGUCACUGAGUGAAAAGGCCAGUCUGAAAAGGCUCCGUGCUGUAGGAUUUCCAGCUAUAGGACAUUCUGGAAAAGGCCAGACCGUGGAGACGGGAAAAAGAUCAGUGGUGGCCAAGGGUUGCGGGUCAGGGGAGGAGGAGUAGCCGGAGCACUGGAUUUUUCGGGCAGUGCAGCGACCCUGUGUGACACGUCGAUGAUGGCUGCGUGUCCCUGUACAUUGGUUCAAAUCCAUAGAAUGUACAGCAUUAAGAGCCGCCUGGUUGAUUCUCCAGACUCGUGUGGAGUCUCCUCCUCACUCCCGCUAUCCAGCCACAUGGCCUCUUCUAGAAAAUAUGAACCCUCCCCACCUCAGGAUCUUUGCCCAAAACCUCGCUCCUGGCGUAUUUCAUACUUAGUCUUCAGGAUCGGCUUUCAUGUCCCUCCCUCGGAGUGGCCUUUCUUAACCUCACAAACCUAAAUCUGAAUCUAUUAAAUUCUCUCUCCUUGUGCCAUGUUCCUUACAUGGACACACUUACCACCUCUGUGGAUUUAUUAGUUUACUGUCCGCAUCCCCAGUUGGGUGGCAGAUUUCAUGAGUGUAAGGAAGGCACCUGCCGUGUUCGCUGAUGUAUUCCCAGCACGUAGCCUGGGGCCCGACGGGAGGAGGUGCUCAGUUGACCUGUCGAAUGCGGGAAUAAAUGAGUGGACUCUGUGAGGUUGAUGUUAUUAGGUCAGAGUACUUCAGCGAUUUACCUGCUGCCACACAGCUAGCAAGGGGACAGAAAUGGAGGAGACCUCAGAAUUACAGUUCCUAGGUGAAUAUACCAUGUAGGAAAGUAUUUGCUAAGGGGAUGGAAAGUAGGGGUGGGGGGUGGGGGGGUGGGGGGGCGUGGAGCUGGCAGGUGAGAAGAUUCCAGACCAGUGACUCUCAGGGAGAUGGCCCCAGGCGUGUUGGGGGGUGGGGGGAUGGGGUGAGAAUGUGCAAGAUGCAUAUUCAGUAUUUUACAUUUGUUGAAAAAUACCUUCUGUUUUCAUAAAACAGACCGCUGAAAGACUGUCCCUUCCCUGGCUGGGAAGGAAAAUAGGAAAUAGGGCGCCUUUUCCUCUAAGGGCAGAUUUUUCAGUUUCCCAGAAGGAAGCAGGUUUACAAGGCCAUGGGGAAACGGCUGCCCAAGGGCAUUCUAGCACUUACCUAAGCAGAGUGGAGGGCAGGAGGGCAGGAGGGCGCAGGCGAUGUCGGGGCGCGGGCCGUGCCAGGACCCUGUUCGCACAGGGAGAGCAGGUCGGGGUGACAGCACCCCACAAGCUGCACGCUCCACCCCCAUCUCACAGACCGCCCUUCCCACCCUCCAGGCUGCACGUGGCUUCGACUCCCCGCGCCCCUCCAACCACAGCCCCCACCCCUCCAUCCGCACCCAACCGCAGCUCCGUUUCACCCCCCAUCACUGCCAUAGGCUUCGCAUCGGCCCAGUCUUGCCUCAUCCCACCGCCCAGACUAGUCUCGUCGCCCUCCUCUGCCAGGCGGCGGUGCCCGCGCUUGUCUGUGACACUAGCGUGCUGGCGUGUCCGUGAGGGACAGGCUCGCGGUUAACAGCCAUGCGCACGGGGAGAAGCCAACGUUGUGUGCAGUAGGGCCGGCAGCUGGGGUUGUGCUUGGACGGUUUGCUUUUGUUGUUCUUUGGCUUGGAUUGGGGGCGGGGGGCUGCUAUUUGGGCAUGUAGUGGUUUUUCUGUGUGCAUCUGUCUGUCAAUGUAUAGGUUCCAAAUCGUUUUUCUGGGAAAAGACCCUUAUUUUUCUAGAGUGAUUUGACCCAUUUUUGGUGAAAUGCAUUAACUUUCCCCUUUCGAAAGACUGAUGGGGAGGGAAUAAUGGGAAUGACUUCAUAUGCCAAAGAAAACAGAUAAGGUGUGAAGAGACGUUUUAUCAACAUUUAAAUCUCCACGUGCCGUUUUGGUUUUGUUUUUAAGAACUUCGCUAGGAAUGAAAUUGACUAAGUCAAAGAAUGUUAGAGCUGGAAGAAACUUUUGAAACGAAACCAGCUUCUCAUUAUUAUUUACGUAGAACAAGAGGCCCAGAGAGGGUAAGUGACUUGUCCAAAGUCACAGAGCACUUGAAUGCCGUUGGGGCUGAUUUCCAGCCUGGAGCUCAAGUGGGAAGCGCAGUAUCUCUCAGUGAAAAGACAGUCGUGUGAUUUUUAAAGAUUUUAUUCUAUUUUUUAUUGUAUGGUUAUUGUAAGAGAAGUUGGGAGAACUUAAUGUUUUAAUUUGCCUGGAGUUCCUACCACUUCAAAAUGAUCCUUGUGAGUAUUUUUGCUGUAUAAUUUUCCAGACUUUCUAAUGUAUGUGUAUCCUGGUAAAAAAAAAAAAGCGCCGUAUUUAUUAAAAUUGGUUCACACUGUGCACACUUCUUUGCAAUGUAAUUCGUAACAGAUGCAUAACUAUUGUAUUGAAUGGAUGUACCUUCAUUAACUUAAUCAGUCCCUAAGAUAGACAUAUAAGCUUUUUCAAAUGUUAAGCUCUUAUAAAAGAUGCUGCAUUAAAGAUUCCUGUUUGUA
Messenger RNA from Felis catus (domestic cat), 12277 nucleotides. RefSeq names its product homeobox protein ESX1-like. The record is from RefSeq and is a predicted model, not a curated record. Lineage: Eukaryota; Metazoa; Chordata; Mammalia; Carnivora; Felidae. The coding region runs from base 56 to 1006 and encodes 316 amino acids. Gene Ontology annotation, molecular function: DNA-binding transcription factor activity, RNA polymerase II-specific; RNA polymerase II transcription regulatory region sequence-specific DNA binding. The transcript has 7 exons. Gene Ontology annotation, biological process: regulation of transcription by RNA polymerase II.